Messenger RNA from Chinchilla lanigera (long-tailed chinchilla), 1830 nucleotides. RefSeq names its product translocase of inner mitochondrial membrane 9 homolog (yeast) (gene Timm9). The record is from RefSeq and is a predicted model, not a curated record. The coding region runs from base 436 to 705 and encodes 89 amino acids. The transcript is spliced from 6 exons. NCBI's taxonomy places the organism in Eukaryota, Metazoa, Chordata, Mammalia, Rodentia, Chinchillidae.
GCUCCCACGUGUUCUCAGCAGUCCUCCGGGCAAGGCGCCCUCCGUAACCCCGACCGUCCGCCCGCCCUCCGGCGUUCCCGAAGGUGGUCGCAGCCCCAGCCGCGUGCGGACGCGAAAGCCGGUGAUUGAGUGAGAAAUCAGGCCUCACUGGAAGCACUGAGCAGAAGUUAGAGAGCUACUUCUCAAGAACUCGGGAAACUCAUGCGUCAGAAAAGAUUUCAAGGAUUUAACCAGAAGUAACCCCUGAUUGGACAUUUGCUUCCACAAUAACACAUUUGCUGUAAUGUCUACAAACUAGGAUCAAAUGAAAGGACUACUGCAUUGCUGCUGUCUGUUGUCACCAUCAGGUGUUUUGUGCGGCUGCUGGACUUUGCCUAACUUUUGAUUAAAUAACUGCAAAAUGCUGGGUGUGAUUCCUAAAUACACCAAAAGAAUAUGGCUGCACAGAUAUCAGAAUCUGAUCAGAUAAAACAGUUUAGGGAAUUCCUGGGAACUUACAAUAAGCUUACAGAAACCUGCUUUUUGGACUGUGUGAAAGACUUCACAACAAGAGAAGUAAAACCUGAAGAGAUCACCUGUUCAGAACAUUGCUUACAGAAGUAUUUAAAAAUGACUCAAAGGAUAUCCAUGAGAUUUCAAGAAUACCAUAUUCAGCAGAACGAAGCCCUGGCAGCUAAAGCAGGACUUCUUGGCCAGCCUCGAUAGAGAAGUCCCGAUGGAUGAACUUUUGAGUGGAGGCUGCCGUAGCUGUUGCACUGGUAAAGAAUAUCCAUCUAGUGGAAUCUCUGGAACCGGUGGGCACCAUGUCAGAACAUCUGUCAUGACUGUUUGGCAAAUGGAAACCACUGGGAAGACACAAUUGCUGCUCACCAGGAAUAGUCAAAAGGUCUUAUUCAGUGAAAAUAAUAAGGUGCAACAUUUGUUGAGGCCUUAAGAUUCAGUGUCUUGGUCACUUCAUUAGAAAGAUAAGCCACUGUUUUUUCAAUUUUGACUUAAUUUUAAAGAAAAAUACGUGUUCAAUCAUGUAAGAGAAAAAAAUUUAUUACUGAAAGUGAAAUAAAUGGAAAUAUCGCUGAGCAGUUGUUUGUAAUAUAUAGAACUGUCUUCUGACCGCACUGUGGACACUUUGAAAUGUUUCUCAAUUAGCAUCAUUCUCCAAGUUUUCUUUUUCACGUCUGCCUCAUAUUGCUGGUACAUAAAAGAGUUGCUUACUAGUCAUUGAAAUGUACCCCUUUUCUCGCCUCCCUUGUGAGGAUGGGCAUCACAUAUUCUUCUUCUGUCUGCAUUUUCGUAUAUGUUCAGGAAAUAUCCCUUCUGAGGCUGUCUUGGGCUUGCUUCAUUAAGCGUCAAUUUUUAUGCUCUAGUGGAGUCUGUAUUUUGCAUUUUGUUCAAAAGCUGAGAGUCCAGCGUGAAUGGUUAUGAGUCUGACAUCUUUCAGUUUAUUGUCAGUUGUGACAAUCAGAAAAAAACAAGAAAUUCUGGUUUAUCGCUAAGUACACUGAGCAGUUUAGUAAAUGUGAGAACUAAUACAGAUUAAUCACCUGCCUUGUGAGUGGAUUUUGUUACCAGUCUAUGCUUGUGUUUAAGGGAACAUUAGUGAGCUACUGUGUUUAAACUUACCAGUGUGAUUUCUGUUUUAUGUUUUUGGGAAAUGGAAGUUUUGUUUUGCUUUUAAAAAGUUAAAAUGUUGAAACGUACAGUAGUAAAAUAUAUAAUUUGUUAUACUGGAUAUAUGAAAAAUAGGCUGGGUUCAUACUAAAGUAAGAAAAGAACAAAAAAUUUACUAAAUGUGGAAAACAAAAACUCAGACAUUAUAUUCAUUUAAAACAA